Thalassophryne amazonica is the source of this 967-nucleotide messenger RNA. Its product is annotated as ena/VASP-like protein. The record is from RefSeq and is a predicted model, not a curated record. The transcript is spliced from 3 exons. Gene Ontology annotation, biological process: positive regulation of actin filament polymerization; actin polymerization or depolymerization. Gene Ontology annotation, molecular function: profilin binding; SH3 domain binding. Lineage: Eukaryota; Metazoa; Chordata; Actinopteri; Batrachoidiformes; Batrachoididae. The coding region runs from base 428 to 967 and encodes 179 amino acids.
CCUUAAUUUUGCUGCUUUUGUUCUCCCCAAGCUAAAGGAUGAACUGGUGACUGGAGACACGGGAGUAUUUUUUUGUGUGCAUCCCUCUGGAGGAGGCGGCGUCGUUUGCUGGAGUCAUCUUUGUUCUGCGCGGCCACUUGCUGACUGUACAGUGGGAAAUAGGUUAGUGUGUCUGUUCGGGGCCGGGCGGCGGAGGUGAUUGAGUAUUCCGUGCGCAGAGGAGAUGAAGAGGAGGGGGAUGCCUCGCCGGUGGUAGCGCUCUGGGCCUGCAAGCAUUCAGAGAGGGGACUGUGGAUGCUGCUGCUGUUAAAUCCUGAUCUUUAGCAAAACUGUCAGUGAGGAAAUUCUAGAUUGGCGAAGGUGACCACACCAGAAGACAAAGCAGCUGAGACAAAGACUUUUUAAAAAAUUUUUGUAAUCAGGCACCAUGGAUGUCAACCUACAGUCUCACCGAUUCUACUUCCCCCAGAUCUACUGUGCAGAACCGGGGGCUCAACCGCAGCUCACAGAGUUCAAAGUCAGCGAGCAGAGUAUCUGCCAGGCGCGGGCCUCAGUCAUGGUCUACGAUGACACCAGUAAAAAGUGGGUGCCGAUCAAACCCGGACAGCAGGGAUUCAGCCGCAUCAACAUCUACCACAACACUGCCAACAACACCUUCAGAGUGGUGGGCGUCAAACUGCAGGACCAGCAGGUGGUUAUCAACUACUCCAUAGUGAAGGGUCUCAAGUAUAACCAGGCCACCCCGACCUUCCACCAAUGGCGGGAUGCUAGACAGGUCUACGGCCUCAACUUUGCCAGCAAGGAGGAAGCCACCACGUUCUCUAAUGCCAUGCUCUUUGCCCUCAACGUCCUCAGCGCUCAGGAUGGAGGUGAGCAGUCCCUCAGUGCACAUUUUGCGCACUGUGAAGAUGCUCAGAAAGCAAAGCCAGUGCUCUAUAAUGUUGCAGCAGCACAAAUAAAUGUUUAA